Messenger RNA from Danaus chrysippus (African queen), 783 nucleotides. The record is from the annotation of a GenBank genome assembly. Lineage: Eukaryota; Metazoa; Arthropoda; Insecta; Lepidoptera; Nymphalidae.
AUGAGUUUUAAAAAUAAAGUAAUUGUAAUAAGUGGAGCUGCCUCUGGUAUAGGAAGGGAAAUUGCCAUUAAGUUUGCUAAAUUAUCUGCAAAUUUAUCAUUACUAGAUAUCAACUUAGAAAAUUUGAAAUCCGUCGCAAAAGAAUGUCGUGAAUUGAGUGAAUCUAAAGUGUUUACAUUGGUUGCAGAUUUAGGAAAGAGUGAUAAUGUGAAAACUGUCGUUGAUUUAAUAAAACAAGAGUUCGGGAAGAUUGAUGUACUUGUAAAUAGUGCCGGCAUUGCUCGUGCCGGUGAUAUAAAAUGUGCUAAUUUAUUGGAGGACGUUGAUAAUGUUUUUAAUAUAAAUCUUAUUUCUGGCGUAACUCUAACACACUAUGCUGCAGAGGCUUUAAUAGAGAGUAAAGGAUGUAUUAUUAAUAUAGCAAGUAUAAUGGCAGUCAAAGCAUGUAAAGGCUCACUAGCGUACAAUGUAUCAAAAGCUGCGGUGUUACAAUUUACAAAAUGUGUGGCCUUGGAGCUAGCAGACAAAGGAGUUCGUGUGAAUUGUAUAUCACCAGGGUCAGUGAAGACAAAUGUUUUGAAUAAUGUACUACCACCUUCGGUAGAUAUCAAAAAGUUUUGGGAUGAUAUGAUUGAGGACCAUCCAUUGCAACAGUUAACUACGACCGACGAUAUAGCACAUAUGGCAGUGUAUCUGGCAAGUGACAAAGCAAAAAGUAUCACUGGCUGUGAUUAUAUUGUAGACUCCGGAAAAACAUUAACCAAGUUUGGUCAUGAAUAUUAA